Messenger RNA from Effrenium voratum, 1610 nucleotides. The record is from the annotation of a GenBank genome assembly. Lineage: Eukaryota; Dinophyceae; Suessiales; Symbiodiniaceae.
UGGUGUUUCAUGAAGCAGUUGCGAAGUAACUGGGUUUGCUUGAGAUGUCUUUUUUCUUAGUGUCAUAUUAGCGCCUGAUUCGCCGGCGCCCCGAAAGUAUGAAAGGGCGCCCGAACUCCUCGACCCCAGUGCCUUCGUUUCACCCAUGGCAACUGUUUUGGUGCUCUCUGUCAGCGGCGAUGAGCUGUUAGGGCCCACGUACUUCGAGGCGCCGCCACGCACGUCCGAACUGAGGCAUCAGCUGCAAGUGUCACUCCAACCGGGGCCCAGUCAGGAGAUCGUUCUGCACCGAGACGGCACCAUUCUCUCUGACAGCAAGAAGUUGGAGGGCGGAACGGCUGAGAAUCCCCUGGUCCUCUCCAUGGUGAUGACGCCAAAGACCUUCCAAGCAGUUUUUUGGGGUGCCGCACCAUUGGGGAAAGAAGUUUCGAACCAGCUGGGCCAAGGCAUCCAAGAGGUCGCUUCCACAAAGUUGGCCUUUGCCGCCCUGACGACCUCUGGUUCUGUGAUCACCUGGGGCUCAAGUGACGAUGGAGGCAACUCCGAAGGUGUUGCGGGCCUCGACGAGGGCGUUUUGCAGGUGGUUGGCAACGGCAGGGCCUUUGUCGCCCUGAAGACGGGCGGAAAGCUCGUGGUUUGGGGCAAUGCCGAGGCCGGUGGCAAGCCUCCGCCAGAGGUCUGCGACCAGCUGCGCAGUGGAGUUGUGUCGGUUGCACGCACGCAAGAGGCCUUCGCCGCGUUGAAGGAGAAUGGCGAGGUGGUCACUUGGGGAAACCCAGCGUACGGUGGGGACAGCAGCUCUGCAGCCGGAAGCCUCGAAAACAUAGUUUCCGUAGUUGGUACUUGGGGCGAGCGUGAUGCGGCAUUUGCAGCCUUGACUGCAAGUGGUGGAGUUGUGACCUGGGGCCAUGCAGACACCGGUGACAUGGGCUCAAGUGCAGAGAAGCUGCACAGCGGUGUCAAGAGCAUUUGUGCCAGCGGCUGCUCCUUUGCUGCCUUGAAAGAGACGGGUGAAGUGGUUUGCUGGGGAGAUCCAGAGCGGGGUGGGGAGCCGGUCGUGUUUUUUUCCGAAAAGGAUGAAGGGAGCACGUACUCCGUUCAGGGAGAGCUCGCUGCCGGGGUAGUUUCGAUCGUUGCUUCCGACGAUGUUUUCGUGGCCCUCAAGGAAGGAGGCAAGGUUGUAGCCUGGGGGAUGGGAGCAGACGGUGCUCACCUCAAGGAAGAAGUUGCCAAAGAGCUGGAGAGCGAUGUGGUGUCGGUCUCACCCAACAAGGCGGCCUUUGCAGCGCUGAAGCCCGGUGGCCGCGUUGUCACUUGGGGUGUGGGUGUGUAUGGAGGGGACUCCAGCAGCGUGGCAGAGCAGCUUCAGAGCGGCGUUGUUAAGAUACCUUUCUUCUCGCUGCCCAUCAUCACCUUUGCAGCCGUGAAAGAGGAGGGCUCGCUGGUCGUUUGGGGCGGAUUUGAUGACAGUCUCACAGAAUAUGCGCCGCACGAUGAGUUGCAGAGUGGUGUGGUGGAUGUAGUUGGCUGCUGCGGGAGCUACGUGGCAUUGAAGUAUGCGUCAGUGACCCCAGACUGAAAAGUCUGACAAACCGCUGAAUAGAAGGAUU